Molecule: messenger RNA, 549 nt
Organism: Blastocystis hominis
Lineage: Eukaryota; Bigyra; Opalinata; Blastocystidae
Exons: 2
Coding region: 1-549 (182 amino acids)
Biological process (GO): protein polyubiquitination
Cellular component (GO): cytoplasm; nucleus; ubiquitin ligase complex
Molecular function (GO): ubiquitin-ubiquitin ligase activity
Source: RefSeq, a predicted model, not a curated record
AUGAGCGAGCAGACGAUGAAGGGAAUGGCGAACAGCUUCCCGCGGCUGGUGCAGCAGUUGGUGGGAAAGGAGGGCAAGCUGCUGAAGAUCGAAAACCCCGAGCAGUACCAUUUCGAUCCCAAGCAGUUGCUGGAGCUGCUGAUGCGGACGAUUCUGGUGUUUUCGAAGGAACGGAAGUUCGUGAUGUGUAUGAACGAAGAGAAAACGCUGAACCUGGAGAUGUUCGAGAAGGCGGAACGGAUUUGCCGAGCCAAAAACCUGCUCGAUUCGGAGGAGCAGGCCAAGCUGGCGCAGUUCGUGGCGAGUAUCCGAAGCGAGCAGGAGCAGUUCGAUCGGUGGAAUCAGCUGCUGGAUAACGCGCCCGAUGAAUUCUUCGAUGAAAUGACCGGAGAGCUGAUGGAUGAUCCGGUGAUGCUGCCGAACUCCAAGCAAAUCCUGAAUCGAGAUACGAUUGAGAAGCUGCUGCUGCGAACACAGAUAGAUCCGUAUGAUAGAACGCCGCUAACGAAGGAGGAGUUGAUUCCCAGUAGGGAUUGGAAGUGGGAGUGA